Messenger RNA from Perkinsus marinus ATCC 50983, 525 nucleotides. RefSeq lists its product as hypothetical. The transcript has 6 exons. The coding region runs from base 1 to 525 and encodes 174 amino acids. Lineage: Eukaryota; Perkinsozoa; Perkinsida; Perkinsidae. The record is from RefSeq and is a predicted model, not a curated record.
AUGCGGCUAUUUCGUUCUAAGAAAACCUCUUCUACUGUUAUGGACCAACAGGGAGGAGGUGGAAGUAUCUACUCUGUAGAGGGCAGGGCCUCCUCACUGGAGCAUAGGCGUGCUGUAGGGGAUACUGCGAUGAUGCGUGUUACUAAUAGGGGGUCUACAAGUACUCUCAAUGGUACUGGUGAAGUGAAGAAUAGUGGUCUUAGUGACCCUCCUGAAUGGGAUGCUUUCCCGUUACCACCACCAAGGGGCAAAGGCGCUUUGAUAAGGUGGGACGUGUCAGCUGUGUCUCUAUUGCCCUGGACACUCCGCAUCCCUUUAAAACUACAUGACUGCAAGAAUCCUAAAAAUGGACAGCUAUACUGUAAGUGGGAUGCCGUUCUCUACGACAAGUUGAACCGUCACGAGUUGUGGGCUCGACAUGGCCAAAGCAUGCACUGGUUCACACUGGAGUUCGAGAACCCUGGCCUCGAAAAAGGCAGCAACACCUUUUUCUCUUUGCCCGACCACGAUGAUCCUUAUGUGUAG